Ilyonectria robusta is the source of this 1287-nucleotide messenger RNA. Its product is annotated as fungal-specific transcription factor domain-containing protein. The transcript has a single exon. The record is from RefSeq and is a predicted model, not a curated record. Gene Ontology annotation, molecular function: DNA-binding transcription factor activity, RNA polymerase II-specific; transcription cis-regulatory region binding; zinc ion binding. Lineage: Eukaryota; Fungi; Ascomycota; Sordariomycetes; Hypocreales; Nectriaceae. Gene Ontology annotation, cellular component: nucleus. Gene Ontology annotation, biological process: positive regulation of transcription by RNA polymerase II. Bases 1 to 1287 code for a protein of 428 amino acids.
AUGACAAGUUCCCGUAAACGCCGCACAGGCUGUGAGCAGUGCAAGAGACGAAAGGUCGGAUGCGAUGAGAAGCAACCCGCUUGCUCGCGAUGCGCUGCUCGCGGGGAAACUUGCACCGGGAAUUUCAUCUCGGAUCAAUGGCAGAUAGAACGGCCGUGGCUUUGGAACGACAGCAGGCUGGAGGGAGGUGCUGUUCUUGAGAACAGUACGCUUCGGCACUGGUAUGACAGCGCUUGUCUCAACAUGGCUAUCUUUCGCCCGCCCACCAACCCGCUUUCCCAUGAUAUCACAGCCUGGCUGCGUCACUCUAAGGCUCUACGUCACACCCUGGAGAGCAUAGCGGAGGCCCAUCACCAGGGAUUUUCCCCGGAUAGCCUCAACCAAUCCCUCCGGAUUCGGGGACUCGCCAUCUCAUCCUUAUCGGCCGAGGUGGCUCGGAUACAGAGGCCAUCUCCGAAACAGCAGGUGCUCCAGCGCACAAUCAUUCUUUCAUCACUUAUGUUGUGCAUCUCCUCAAGCUGGGUAGAUCCGUUGGGUAAGGACUUUGGCAUGGAGUUCUUGGCCGGAGUUCAUAGCGUCACCAACCUAUUAGCGGCUUCGGAGCCUACUGAUGGAUUCUCGUUCUACAUACUUGGGCUAUAUCUGUACUGCAUGGCCUUUUCCUCUUAUCUGACACCUGCAGUACGGCAGAUACUCCCUAGUCCAUCUGUUAUCAGUGCGUUCCAGCGACCGCCCUUUAGCGAGAGCGUGCAUCCGGUGAUGGGUAUUGCCACCACUCUUUGCCCCUUGAUUACCGAGAUUGGGCACUACUACCGCCGCGUCCUGGAUACACGCAUCUCGUGCGACUCGACCCAACAAAAUCUACAAAGACGACUGCAGGUCUGGCACCUUCCUCCAGGGUCACCUCAGCAGCCACAGCUUCUUGAGCUCGCCGAGGGGUAUCGUGCACUCAGCACAAUCAUGCUCUUUCAAGCAAAGGCAGCUGUUACCGAGUUGCAUGAAGAUGAAAUAUUGACCGUUCUUGACAAAGUGCUUGGCAUCAUGAACACUCUGAAGCACAUCCCUGAUGAGGAUCCUCUGCUUAACUGGGUUGGGCCGCUUCUGGUCGUUGCUGGCUCUGAGCUUCCCGAUGUAUUUCUAGAGGAGAGAAAUCUCGUGCAAAUUACGGGGAUCCGGUUAGCUACGUGGACUCGAGUUCCAACUUAUUCCCGGGCCCUGGAGGUCGUACGAGAGGUUUGGCGGUGGCGCGAUAUGGGGGUGAGGAUCACUUGGCUUGAGUCAUGCUGA